AACCUAAAUUUGAUAAAACUAUCUGGACCUUGCGCACUUGUAACCUUACUUUCCGUUUGAAAAAAAAAUAUGGAAUUUUCAUUUCCCUACUUUCAGUUUGAACAAGUUGAGAUCCAUUCUGAUCGAAGAAAUGUAAAAUAAAUAUAUAGGUAAAAAUGGAAGAAAAUAUUUUACACUGCAUUAUGUUUGAUCAAGACUGUUUCCUUGAUGUUCGAAUGAUUGCUGCAGACAAAAGACAGAGGCAGUGGAAUUUGGAAUUCUUACCAGAAGUAUCAGAUGUUUCUAAAUCUGAGACAAUAUACAACAGACAAGAAACACCAUCUGGUACAAAUAUUGUCACAAUAGACUAUGAAAAUGAAAUUCUCAAGUCACUUUGGAUUUCAAAUACAAUCUUACUUGGAAGUACACAUGAUGGUUUAUACUUAGAAAAGGGAUUUCCUAUACUUUGUUCAGAGGAAGGGUCAGAAGUGAAUGAAACAGACUUAGAUAUUCUUUUUGAAUACAGUGGUAUUAACAUUCAACAAGAGCAAAUUAAUUCAACAAGUAAUAUCACUUUAUGCAUUGAGAAAACAAAGUUCCAUGGAUAUGUAAAACUAAGGAUCAUUUCACCAGAACUGGUGGGCAGAACAUCUCCUGUUUACUUUCCUGCUAAGGCCUUAAAACAAAAGCUGUUCACAGACCUGAAAACAUCCAACUUCUUCAUCAGCACAAAUGUUGAUCCAGUGAUUGGAGAAUCUCCAGCACUUUGUGGUGCUAUAGAAGAUGAAUUAGGAACUCAUUAUUCAGAUUAUGUAGUUGCACUGACCAUGAAUGAAUGGCCACAAAUGGCAAAAUCCUUUAUAAACCGAGACAGACAUGGAUGGCCAAGUCCAGUUCUCAUAAAAAAUAUUGUUGAUCAAGGGUGUGGAUUUGUUGCAACUGCUCAUCCUAGUUGCAAAAAUAAUGAUUUACAAUGGCGGAUGUCAUUUGCAAAAUCUGAACAGAUUCUAGUGAGGUCCCUUAACCAUACACAGGUCAGGGCAUAUCUGUUUUUUAAAUCAUUAUUUAGGCUGCAUUUAUCAGAACCUGAGUGUUUGUCCAGCUACAUGAUGAAAAAUGUUUUGUUUUGGACCUUAGAGCUUAUCCCACCAGAUGUAUGGAGCACUGAAAAUAUUAUGUAUUGUGUUGAGUCAAUAGUUGAUAUGUUAUGUGCUUAUCUAAACGAAGCAAUCAUUCCUAAUUUUUUUCUCCCAAAUCAAAAUCUUAUUGAUCAUAUUGAAGAAAAAACAAUAAAAAAAGUAGCAGAGAAGGCUAAUGAUCUUCAAGAUAACGUUCUUGCAAUGAUCAUUAGAUAUGCAGAUUCUUCUGACUUCAAGGGCACCUACGAAGUUUCAUUAACACUUUUACGUGUAAAACUAUUGACAGAACCGGAGGAGGAAAGAGAUUCCUUGUUAAGCAUGGUAUAUUUCUCAAUGUAUCUAUACCUCAGACUUCAGGCAAGAAGAUAUCAGAUUAAACUUACCACUCAAACAAUUGAGGAAUGUUUUAAGGAAAAGCUCAAUAGUAUACACUGCAUUGUACCUCGUAAGGCAGCAUGGUAUUUGAUGAAAGCAAUAGAGCUACAACCAGACUUGUCUACAUUUAAAUUUGAUAGUGUAUGUAAUUUGUGGGAAAUAAACUUAUCCUGUAUGCGUACGAAAAUUGUAGAUUUCUGGAGGAUUCCUUUAUAUAUUGGGACUUUCAAACAAAUAGUAGAGGACCAGGAAUUCUUUACAAAUGAACAGAUUGUUUCAAUACCUAGUUUUGAAAAUUUUCUAGAAUGGGUAGAUUUGACAUGUAUAUUGGAUGGUAGACAAGAGUUCAGAUUUGACAAUCUGAAGUACCCAAUUAUACUGGACUAAUUUUUCUUGGUAAUAUUCUUUGACUAGAUUUAUUAAAAUUUCUAAUAGUGUAGUUCAUAUCUGAAUAACAAGAGUGCACACGCUGAAAUGUCUCGCCUGUUUUACUUAAGAUUGAAUUCAUGUUGAAAUAUAAAUUGAAUUAAGGGUCACUGUAUGGCCUUCAACAAUGAGCAAAACCUAUCCCGCAUAGUCAGCCAUGAAAGAUCCUGAAAUGAUAAAUGUAAAACAAAUAAAACGAGAAAACUAACGGCCUGAUUUAUGUACAAAACAAUGAAUGAAAAACAAAUAUGAUAUACAGCAUCAAACAGCAACCACUGAAUUAAAGGCUCCUGACUUGGGACAGGCACAUACAGAAAGUGGCUGGGUAAAACUAGUUUGCUGGAGCAAAACCAUCCCCCUAACCUGGGACAAUGGUGUAACAGUACAACAUAAGAAUAAACUAUAAUAAAAUGCUUUGCUGGGCACAGCUUGAUACGACCGCAGAGGUCGAACCCUGAACAGUUGAGGCAAGUAUGGACACAACAUUCAAGCUUGAUACAGCACUGAAUUUGGAUUGUGAUUAAAUAUUUGACACAGCAUAGGUUUCUGACACAGAAUGAAUGUGGUCUAAGAACUUAAA
Molecule: messenger RNA, 2499 nt
Organism: Mytilus californianus (California mussel)
Lineage: Eukaryota; Metazoa; Mollusca; Bivalvia; Mytilida; Mytilidae
Exons: 2
Coding region: 156-1880 (574 amino acids)
Source: RefSeq, a predicted model, not a curated record